Molecule: messenger RNA, 2799 nt
Organism: Rhinolophus ferrumequinum (greater horseshoe bat)
Lineage: Eukaryota; Metazoa; Chordata; Mammalia; Chiroptera; Rhinolophidae
Gene: TMEM129
Product: transmembrane protein 129, E3 ubiquitin ligase
Exons: 4
Coding region: 113-1534 (473 amino acids)
Biological process (GO): protein ubiquitination
Cellular component (GO): endoplasmic reticulum; membrane
Molecular function (GO): ubiquitin protein ligase activity
Source: RefSeq, a predicted model, not a curated record
GCAGGCCCCGCCGUCGACCAGAGCUCUCGGGCUCUGCUGCGGACGUGACUGGGUUGAGCGGAAAGGGGGGGCCUGAGCCGCUCGUCCGGGUCUCAGUUUACCCAGCUGUAAAAUGGGACCAGGUACAGCUCCGCCCUCAAGGCGGGGCGUGAGGAGGAGCCAAACCCUUGGAGGACUGGCGGGCGGGUUCACAGAUUACGCCAGUGUGCGGGGCGGGGGAACUCCAUUUCCCGGAGUGCUCCGCGGGGUCUGCGUCUCCCAGAGCGCCCAGCGUUGCCCGGGGCGGUACUCCAUUUCCCAGAGCGCCCCGCGGACGGGAACUCCAUCUCCCACAGUACCCGGCGCCCAUCCCCCGGCGCCUACGGGACCCGGACGCUCGGGCCUGUUCCCCGCGCCGUGGGCGGCGGCCUUGCCCCGACGGCUUGGUGGUGCCGGCGGCGGCGCGAUGGACAGUCCCGAGGUCACCUUCACGCUGGCCUACCUGGUGUUCGCCGUGUGCUUCGUGUUCACGCCCACCGAGUUCCACUCGGCCGGGCUCACGGUGCAGAACCUGCUGUCGGGCUGGCUGGGCAGCGAGGAUGCCGCCUUCGUGCCCUACCACCUGCGCCGCACGGCUGCCACGCUGCUGUGCCACUCGCUGCUGCCGCUGGGCUAUUACAUGGGCAUGUGCUUUGCAGCCUCGGAGAAGCGGCUCUACUCCCCUAGCCAGGCCCCUGAGGCCUGGCAGCUCUUCCUCCUGCUGGCGGUGACCCUGCCCACCAUCGCCUGCAGCCUCACCUACAACUGGUCCCGGGACCGGUGGGCCCGCCACCCACUGGCCCGCACCCUGGCCCUCUAUGCCCUCCCGCAGUCAGGCUGGCGGGCUGUUGCUUCCUCAGUCAACACUGAGUUCCGGCGGAUUGAUAAGUUUGCCACUGGGGCGCCGGGUGCCCGUGUAAUCGUGACGGACACGUGGGUGAUGAAAGUGACCACAUACCGUGUGCACGUGGCCCAGCAACAGGAUGUGCACCUGACUGUGACAGAGUCACAGCAGCAUGAGCUGUCACCGGACUCAAACCUGCCUGUGCAGCUCCUCACCAUCCGUGUGGCCAGUGCCAGCCCUGCCGUGCAGGCCUUCGACAUCAGGCUCAACUCCACGGAGUAUGGCGAGCUGUGUGAGAAGCUGCGGGCACCCAUCCGCAGUGCGGCCCACGUGGUCAUCCGCCAGAGCCUCAGUGACCUCUUCCUGGACACGUUUGCCUCCCUGGUGGAUGCCAAUCCGGCCUACUCGGUCCCCAGCAGCCAGGAACUGGAGGCAUGCAUCGGCUGCAUGCAGACACGUGCCAGUGUUAAGCUGGUGAAGACUUGCCAGGAGGCGGCCGAAGGCGAGUGCCAGCAGUGCUACUGCCGCCCCAUGUGGUGUCUCAUCUGCAUGGGCAAGUGGUUCGCCAGCCGCCAGGACCCGCAACGCCCUGACACCUGGCUGGCCAGCCGCGUGCCCUGCCCCACUUGCCGUGCGCGCUUCUGCAUCCUGGACGUGUGUGCCGUGCGCUGAGUUGGCCAGCCCCUGCCAGUGCCCCCACCGCUGCCUCCAGGCCAGGGCUCCCCCAAUUGCAGGAGGAUGAGGGCUUUCAUCCUCUCUACAGAGGAAGUUCUCUGCUGAAGCUCAGGCGGUGGCGAUGGACUGGGUCUUCAGCGCUCCUGCUGCCUCCAUUUCCCACUCCUCCCGUGCGGGUGGGUGCUUGUCACAGAGAAAACCGCCUUGGGCCUAUCUCCGAAGGAUUCCAGGGGCCCCUGAGCUGUCUUUUCCCAGAUGGCCCUAACCUGGGCCACUUGCCUUAAUUUUAUGGAGCACGUCUACCUGCUGGUUAUAUGCCAGACGCAGUUUCGUCCAAGACCAGCCAUGAUAAGUCCUCCUACUCCUGUUCCCAAGCCGGCUGCUGGCCUCACGGAAGCUGCUCUGAGGACCUUAGGCAGCCUGCCAGUGGAGGGGAGACCUGGAGUGCCACUCUAGGGUGAGAGCAUUGCCUGGGAUUUCCUGGUGGCUGCUCGUGGGUGAGGUGGCCCCUACCUGCUCCCUACCCACGGAGACCCCAGGCUUCCCAUAGCCCUGGGCGAGGGACUGGCUGCUCUUAGCUGCCGUUCUCUUAGCUGUGUGCUUAUGGGGGCCAUCUAUCCCGUAGAGGGGUAUGCGCCUAUGUGCCUUCUGCCCCCGAGAGUCCAGGGAAAGGCCAAACUUCAGGUUCCCCGCUGGGGGGCAUUGAGCUGAAGAGCAAGCACCCUCAGUGACACUCUACAUCCACAACAGACUUGUCAGGAUGCAGCACAAGGCUGGCCACGACCCCACAGGGUUCAUCUGAUUUAGACGAGGACAGGCCCAGUGGUGAAGGCACUGAUGUGUGUCUUACCAUUUCCUGGUGGUGCAGGUGGGGAUGGGGGAGGUCCAUGCCAGGCCCCAGGACGAGCUCUUAAUAGGCUUGGCUGCUGGAGCCCUCACACUCAGCUCGAAGUCCCCUAAAACUGGCCAUUUGAAGGAGGGGCUGGGCUCAGCCGGGCCAACUCACCCAAGGCCAUGCAACCCCUGAGGAUUUGGGAGCAGAGAAUUUGUGGGCCCCUGGGGUGCUCAGCAGAUGGGUCAUGGGGGGUGAGGGGGGCAGCUAGGAGCCUUGCCCAGCCGCAACCUGGAGUUUCAUGUGCUGCCAAGGGAGGGCCCCUAUGGGCUAUUGCUACAAAAGAAAGUUCCUUCGUUUUAUAAAGAUAAGUCUACUGUAGCUAAGUGAUAUUAGUGUCUAAUAAAGUAUUAGCCUGAAGUUACAUAUA